Molecule: messenger RNA, 1416 nt
Organism: Aspergillus puulaauensis
Lineage: Eukaryota; Fungi; Ascomycota; Eurotiomycetes; Eurotiales; Aspergillaceae
Product: putative iron-regulated transporter
Exons: 6
Coding region: 1-1416 (471 amino acids)
Biological process (GO): iron ion transmembrane transport
Cellular component (GO): membrane
Molecular function (GO): iron ion transmembrane transporter activity
Source: RefSeq, a predicted model, not a curated record
AUGGAAUCCGAGCCGUUGAUUUCCAACGGGGCUGCGACCUCUUCGCGUUCUCUCGCCAGUAACCGAGUCCUGCUCCGGCUCUACGCAUCCCACUUCCUGUCGACAUGGAACUCGCGCAUGUUUGAGUUUGGGGCUGUCGUGUUCCUUGCAUCGAUAUUCCCAGGUACCUUGCUUUACGCCUCAGUCUAUGCACUGGUACGCUCUCUCUUCGCCGUUAUUUUGUCGUCAUGGCUCGGGGCAACGGUGGAUCGAUUAAACCGGCUGUCUGCUAUCAGACAUUCUAUCAUAUGGCAACGUAUCCCCGUGGCGGUAUCUUGUGUCUGCUUGGGGGUUCUCUUGACGUCGCCACCCGCGCACUUCUCAUGGAUACUGUUCACCACAUUAGUUCUGCUUGCGGGUGUUGAAAAAUUAGCUGCGACGGCUAACACGGUUGCUGUGGAGAGGGAUUGGGCCGUGGUGAUAUCGGACGCGCUGCUCGUGUCGCGGAAAGAUCUAAAUGCGACCAUGAGACGGAUCGAUCUGUUUUGUAAGCUUGUCGCCCCCGUGGUGGUCUCUUUCAUGGAUGGCUUGCUAUCCACCAGGAUUGCGAUCUGGGUGGUCUUGGGAAUCAAUGUGGCGGUCGUUCUAGUCGAGUAUUUUGCAAUUGCACAGGUAUACUAUUCAGUUCCCGAGCUAGAUCGAAGCUUGGAAAGGCAAGACGACGAAGAUCGCUCCCAAGAGCACGCAGAAGAACGCUCUCUCCUCAGGCGCAUCUCGCAAUAUGCCCAGGGAACCAUUGAACCGUGGCGGGAAUAUGUGCGACAACCGGUGUUUUUAGCCUCUUUCGCCCUGAGUCUCCUCUACCUCACUGUAUUAUCGUUCGGCCCGACCAUGGUAACCUUCUUGCUCCAUUCCGGAUUCAGCUCCCUACAAGUCAGUGGUAUGAGAAUCGGCGCAGUCCUAGCGGAGAUAUCGGGGACCUGGGUUGCUCCAUUCCUCAUGGACCGGAUUGGGCCUAUCCGCUCGGGACUGUGGUUCCUUAACUGGCAGUUCUGCACACUGGCGGCGGCAGUGGCUGCUUUUGCUUUCGCGAGCGACUCUCCCCAACUAGUCGCGGUGAGUCUUAUAGUUGGUGUCGCUCUGAGCAGGCUAGGCCUCUGGGGGUUUGAUUUAUCGGUGCAGUUUCUCGUCCAGGAGAACAUCGACUCUGGUAAACGAGCGCGUUUUUCAGCAACAGAAAUGGCGCUACAAAGCAUGUUUGAAAUGAUCUCGUUUGCUACGACAAUUGUUUUUGAGGAUCCUGAUCAGUUCAAGUAUCCGGUGUACAUCAGCUACGGGGCCAUUGGGGUUGCUGCGGUGUGUUUUGCGGCGUAUGUGCGUCGAGAAAGAGGACAUUUGAUACACACGUCCAAGUGUAUGGGCGACAGUCGGCUAUAA